Messenger RNA from Silurus meridionalis, 1238 nucleotides. RefSeq lists its product as uncharacterized. Lineage: Eukaryota; Metazoa; Chordata; Actinopteri; Siluriformes; Siluridae. The transcript is spliced from 4 exons. Bases 220 to 1137 code for a protein of 305 amino acids. The record is from RefSeq and is a predicted model, not a curated record.
UCAGAAUAUAAAAAAAAUGGCUUUCUACUGAAUCCAGACCCCAAGCUGAAAUCCGCUAUAUUAAAUGGACUUGCUGAAGAAGUCGUAAAAUUCAAAGUGUACCUUUCUGAUGCCGAAUUCAAUGAAGUGGCUGAAGCCCUUAUAAAACAGCAUCCUUGCCUUAAGGAACAGGGAUCCUUAACAGGCUGCAGUGGCUGGAAAAGAAGCCUUAAAUAUAAAAUGUCAAAUUACAGAACCAAGCUUCGGAAUCUUGGUUGUAGUGAAGUGACCAUUAAUUCCAUGAAGCACAAACCUACGGGUAUAAGCAAUCCAGCUUUUGGUGUCAAGAAGCCACGUAAAGCUAAAGUUAACUUUUGUCCCUCAUUUCUUCCUGGUGAAACACCUGACAGUAUGGAGCAAGUCAGAGUCUCCCUUCUUUCUGAGGUUAAGAAGAAAAACAAUGAGCAAACUGUGAGAAGAUUAAUGGACAUUUCUUUUGCAUUGAGAAGACAAGAGGUUGUUAAAGAAUCUCCACUUAUUGCUGACUUUAAGAGCAGAUGGCCAGCUUUGUUCCAAGAAAAUGAGGUUUGUGCUGAAUUCGCUCGCAUAACAACUGUAGCCUUAAUUUCAAAAUUGUUCUCAAAGCUGGAUAAACACACUCCAAAUCUUUUGAGGAUCUUUGCCAAGAGAGGUGGAGCUCAGGGACAACGGAUAAGGAAACUUCUCAUGCCACUUACACAGUGUGCCUGCAUUAAUGUUAAGAGGGAGUGUGUCCUCAAAGCCCUGUUUGUCUACCUAAAUGAGGAUCCUGACAAUCUAAUCAAGGAGUACAUGGAUGCAGAUUUUUCCAAUGAUCAAGCUGCACUCAAAGAAAUGGUGAUCAGUGUUUUUGUCAUCCGAUGUGAAGGAUGUGACGUUGAUGAUGACCCUGCAGAUGUUGGACAAAUUCUUGAGGGGGUUAUAGCACUAGAAGAUCUUGGUAAUGUAGCUAAUGGUGUUGCUUUGCUAAUUGGCCUAAUAUAUGCCUUAAACCUAAGUUAUCCGAAGAAGCUUCGAUACACCUUUGAACUCCUGCAAAAAGUGUUCCUGGAGCUUGAUGGACACAAACUCUCCACCAAAGUUCAAGCACUUAAGACCAAGCUUUUUACACCACAUUAAAGGACUGAUGAACAGACUGAUCUUUACCAUGAAACUAUAACAAUAACUAAUUGUUAUCGUCAAAUGGCCAAAAACUUUGCUGGAAGAAAAUUUGAGCAAGC